GCACUGUUGUUGCAAUGGAGUCGACUCUCUCACGGCUCAAACCGCGUCUGUAAACCUACAACAUCUCGUUUCAUGGCGUUUUGCAGGCUGCUCUGCUCCGUGGGCUUCUCCACGUUUCUUUUUUGAAUUUUUUCCUUUUUUUUUUAAGUGCAAAGGGAAAAUAACGACCACUGCUCGCAAAACUAUGAACGAGGAGAUGACAAAAAGCGAGGAGCAGCAUCUGAGUUUGCAGAAAGCCUUGCAGCAGUGCGAGUUGGUGCAAAAUAUGAUAGACAUAAGCAUUUCUAGUUUGGAGGGUUUACGGACCAAAUGUGCCACAUCCAACGACUUGACACAAAAAGAGAUACGAACGCUGGAGGGGAAGUUGGUGAAGUACUUCAGCCGCCAGCUGUCCUGUAAGUGCAAAGUGGCCUUAGAGGAGCGCAGUGUCGAGCUGGAGGACUUCCCUCGCCUCGGCCACUGGUUCCGCAUCGUCAACUUGAGGAAGGAGGUCACACAGGAGAUGAGCCCGAGUGAGGUGACCCUGGAGGGACUGCUGGAGAUGAGCGAGGAGCAGGUGUGUGAGCUGCUGCAGAAGUUUGGUGCCAACGAAGAGGAGUGCGCCCGACUCAACGCCUCCCUCUCCUGCCUCAGAAAGGCCCACCAGCUCGAACAACUUGAGGAGGAUAAAUUGCACAGUAAUGGAGGGAGCCAGGCAAAGCAGGACUGGUCCAUCCAGUGGCCCACCUCUGAAUCGGGCAAAGAAAACACUCCGGUGUGCCAGCCAGAGGCCAGUCAGUGGAUCCGGUUCCAGCUCUCCCAAAGCCCCAAAGUCCAGUCCAAGUACAACCAGCACAUGUGCCACAGCCCUCAGGCCCUGGCCCCCCCUUUAUAUGCCGAUCGACUGACCGUCGACAGCCCCGCCACAGGGCUCUUCCCUCCCUUGGACACUGGUCAUCGCUCCCUGCCCCCGUCACCCCGCCAGAGGCAUUUUGGCCACACACCUCCUCGGACUCCCUUGGUGGUCAACACCAUGACCCCGCCUGGCACUCCCCCUAUGCGGCGAAGGAACAAAGUAAAGGCCCCAGGCACGCCACCUCCGCCGAGUCGCAAGCUCAUCCAUCUGCUGCCGGGCUUCACAGCGCUGCACCGCAGCAAAUCCCACGAGUUCCAGCUUGGGAACCGCUUGGAAGACACACAGACACCAAAAGCCAAGAAGAAGACCAAGCCCUUGAACCUUAAGAUCCACAGCAGUGUGGGCAGCUGUGAGAAUCUACCCACGCAGCGCUCGCCCCUCCACACUGAACGAUCUCUGCGAUCCUUCUUCUUCCCCUCCUUCAUCCCUUCCACACCUCCAGUCCAUGCUGAAACACCCUCUGCAAACACUCUCUCAGUGCCUCGCUGGUCCCCACAGAUUCCCCGAAGAGAUCUGGGAAACUCAAUAAAACACAGGUUUUCCACAAAGUAUUGGAUGUCCCAGACAUGCAUAGUGUGUGGAAAGGGAAUGUUGUUUGGACUGAAAUGUAAAAACUGCAAGCUGAAGUGCCACAACAAAUGCACCAAAGAAGCCCCACCUUGCCAUUUAUUGAUCAUACAGCGAGGCGGACGAGAAUCCCUCAAAGAUCACCAAGGAACAACUCAAGUAGCUCGUCUGGUAAGGACCGAAUCAGUGCCAUGUGACAUCAACAACCCGCUCAGGUACACAGACCUGCACAUCAGUCAGACGCUCCCCAAAACCAACAAAAUCAACAAGGAUCACAUCCCAGUCCCGUACCAACCAGACUCCAGCAGUAAUCCCUCAUCCACCACCUCCUCCACCCCGUCCUCUCCGGCUCCUCCUCUGCCCAGCAGUGCCACGCCCCCCUCACCACUACAUCCCUCCCCACAGUCGGCACGGCAACAGAAGCAGUUCAACUUGACAGCCUCCAGUUAUUUCAAAUACAAACAACAGUUCAUCUUUCCUGAUGUUGCUCCAGAAGCUCCUCCAAGCAGAGCACCGCAGGUCAUCCUGCACCCGGUCCUGUCUGAACCAGGGAAUGAGGGCAACCCUUUACUUCAAAUCGAAGUUGAACCCACAUCAGACAACGAGGAAGGCAACGAUGAGGACUCUGGCGACGAGUUUGAGGAGAUGAACCUGUCGCUACUGUCGGCUCGCAACUUCCCGCGCAAGGCGAGCCAGACCAGCAUCUUCCUGCAGGAGUGGGACAUCCCUUUCGAGCAGCUGGAGAUCGGAGAGAUGAUCGGCAAGGGGCGCUUCGGCAAAGUUUUCCACGGGCGCUGGCACGGCGAGGUGGCCAUCCGCUUGAUCGACAUUGAGCGUGACAAUGAGGACCAGCUCAAGGCCUUCAAGCGUGAGGUGAUGGCCUACCGCAACACGCGCCACGAGAAUGUGGUGCUCUUUAUGGGGGCCUGCAUGAGCCCACCACACCUGGCAAUCAUCACCAGCUUGUGUAAAGGCCGGACACUUUAUUCUGUGGUGCGGGAUGCCAAGGUUGUCCUGGACGUUAACAAGACCAGACAGAUCGCACAAGAGAUGGUCAAGGGGAUGGGCUACCUCCACGCCAAGGGGAUCUUACACAAAGACAUGAAGUCAAAGAACGUGUUUUAUGACAACGGCAAAGUCGUCAUCACCGACUUUGGACUCUUCACCAUAUCUGGGGUUUUGCAGGCUGGCAGUCGGAGAGAAGACAAACUGAGGAUCCCCAACGGCUGGCUGUGUCACCUGGCCCCAGAAAUAAUCCAGCAGCUCUCUCCAGACACAGAAGAGGACAAGCUUCCCUUCUCCAAACAGUCAGAUGUCUUUGCUUUUGGCACCAUCUGGUAUGAGUUACACGCACGUGAGUGGCCUUACAAGAGUCAGCCAGCAGAGGUGAUCAUAUGGCAGAUUGGCAGCGGGAUGAAGCCCAACCUCGCCCAAACUGGCAUGGGGAAGGAGAUAUCAGACAUUCUGCUUCUGUGCUGGGCGUACAAGCAGGAAGAGCGGCCCAGCUUCUCCAAGCUGGUAGAUUUACUGGAAAAGUUGCCAAAACGGAACCGUCGCCUUUCCCACCCAGGGCACUUCUGGAAGUCAGCUGAGUAUGUCAAAUGAGUUAGGGACACAAAACAGCAAACAAUCAGCAACUAUUUAAAAAAAACAAAACAAAACAAAAAAACAGAAAAUAAAAAAAACAGCCGCCAUAACUCUACAUAAAUAACCCACCUCCUUAAAGAAUGCACUGAAUCCAAAAGCCAGCCCAGUGAUGAAAACUGCCCGCGCUGUGUGUAUUUUCAUGGAAUGUUGGCAUGUGUGUGUGUACAGAUAAGUUGACUUCUCAAAGCAGUCGGGAUUCAUAUUUUCUUUGGUUUGGUUUAAACCAUACUGGAUAUUUUUUUUCCUUUUUUAUCUUUUUUUUUUAUUUUUGUCCUUUACUAUUGACUUGAUCCCUUCAUGAUUUAUUUCCUGGAUGUAUCUUGCUUGUAACUUUCGACUGAUCAUGUAAUCCUGGACUUCAAAAAAAAAAAAGAGAAAAAAAAGAAGAACAAAUGUAGAUUUUUUUCCAUGUCUUCUUUUCUGUUUUGAAUGAAUGUAACUGUCACACAUUGUAUAUUUCCAUAGCAUUGUCUUGCCAUUCCUUAUGUCUGUCAACUGUGUAGACCAUUUUGUCAGUGUUACCUCAUGGUCUCUCAUGUGUGGAUGUCUGUACAAAUUUGUCUCAAAAGCUUUAUUUAACUUAAAAGAAAAUGUCCUCUUAUUUACACCGUACCAUUUGAAUGUGAAGAAGCCAGCAUCCCUGUUUGUGUGGGGAUGUGUUGGCACGGUUCUUUGACGGGGAGACUGUUCUCUGAUCAGCCUGUGCUUUGAUUAUUGCCUGUGAACAUAUAAGCGAGAGGUUUGAACAAUAACGGCCUUUUGGGAGGAGAAAAAAAAAAAAAAGCCGCCGGUCAGACCAGGACUCCCUGACUUGACGCUGUUCUGUGAAAUCGCUGACACUUGAAAUGUAUCUCGUCAACUGUUGGAGAACUAAUUACCCUUCAGACACGCUAUCACUGAGCCCCCCCAUCCCCCAUUUCCCAGAUAUAAAUGUAUAUUAUUUUACUUUAAAUAGCUAAUGAUAG
Messenger RNA from Plectropomus leopardus (leopard coralgrouper), 4074 nucleotides. RefSeq names its product kinase suppressor of ras 2 (gene ksr2). Gene Ontology annotation, molecular function: ATP binding; protein kinase activity. Gene Ontology annotation, biological process: protein phosphorylation; calcium-mediated signaling; Ras protein signal transduction. NCBI's taxonomy places the organism in Eukaryota, Metazoa, Chordata, Actinopteri, Perciformes, Serranidae. Gene Ontology annotation, cellular component: cytoplasm. The record is from RefSeq and is a predicted model, not a curated record.